AUGACCCCAGUCAAUGCGCUGACGCACUCAUCCCGUUUACGCCGAUAUGCCACAGCUGAUCAGCAUGAGCUCUUCAAAGGCGAGUUUGUACCACGACCCCUCACAUACACCGUGGAGGGCCAAAAGUUUACUCUAGCCGGGUCUACAGUCCCUGUGCCAGGACAG
Messenger RNA from Sphaeroforma arctica JP610, 165 nucleotides. RefSeq lists its product as hypothetical. The annotation marks the transcript as partial. NCBI's taxonomy places the organism in Eukaryota, Ichthyosporea, Ichthyophonida. The record is from RefSeq and is a predicted model, not a curated record. The transcript has a single exon.